This is a messenger RNA of Papaver somniferum (opium poppy), 5749 nucleotides long. RefSeq lists its product as uncharacterized. Bases 280 to 5226 code for a protein of 1648 amino acids. Lineage: Eukaryota; Viridiplantae; Streptophyta; Magnoliopsida; Ranunculales; Papaveraceae. The record is from RefSeq and is a predicted model, not a curated record. The transcript has 5 exons. Gene Ontology annotation, cellular component: piccolo histone acetyltransferase complex. Gene Ontology annotation, biological process: regulation of transcription by RNA polymerase II.
GUCCCGUGAAACCGAAGCCUAGCUUCUUUCGUUUUCUCAUACGGUAAAAAAAAAACCAGAAAAAAAACCCUAAUUAGAUCGUGAAAUUUCUUACGAUUUCAAGGGGGAAACUAAGGAUUUACGUCUCAUAUGUGAGGAAUUAGCUCUGGGUGGAGUUGAUUGUUCCGAUUUGUUGCUUGAUGAUUAUUUUACAGAUCUGAAACUAGGGUUUUCGACAUGUACGAUGGAAUAUGAGAAUUGGGGAUUUUGGUUUUGUUUUGCUGGAUCGAGUAGUUGUAGAUGGAAAAUAUCGUAAAAAAGAGUGAUGUCUCUGAAAUUUCGAAGGAAUCGAAGUUACUGGAUGUGGAGAGUUUAAAUGUUGAGAAAUCUGGGGCGGCAAAAGAUAGGGAUGAGGGUAAAGGUUUGAAGAGAAAACGCAGUAGAUCAUCAAGGGGGGUGGAGAACAAAGAGGUUAGUUCAGAGGAAGUGAAGAAGAAGACGAGGGGAAAGAAGAGCAGAAAGGAAAUUACUGAUGUUGGUUUAGAAUCUGAUAGUAAGAAGAGUACUGUUGAAGGUCAAAAUGCAGUACAUGGGAACAAGGUUAAUGGUGUUAGUGAAAAGGAAAUUCAUGUUUCAGGGGGUUCGAAUUUGAAGAACACAAAUAGUUCAAACAAUAUCUCUGUGAAAUUUGAAGAUAAUGCUAUCACAAUUCCUAAAAGGCCUCGAGGUUCCCUGAGGAGAAAGAAGUCACAUAACAAUCACAUUCCAGUGAGUGCUCAGGUUCGAAACAAUGUCACUUGUGAUGAUGCCGAGGCAGCUAAUUUAGAUGUCAAGCCUAUAAUUCCGAUAUUUACUUAUGAAUCUAGAGGGAAGAAGCAUAUUGUUGAUAGUAAUGAAAACAUCUCUAAUGGGGGUAAUUCAGCUAGACAUAUUAAGACUGAAAAUGGGGCAUCCGUUGUACAUGUUGCUGAUUCAACAGAAAAGAAGGUUCAUAGAAGAAAACGAAAGGUUCGUGAUUCAGAACCACAGAAUCAGAACUCAGCGGAGCAUUUGAAGCCUGUACCUGAAAAGUCAUUACGGACGAGUGCAAAUUUGCAAGAUGACGAUGAAGAGAAUUUAGAACAGAAUGCUGCGAGAAUGCUAUCGUCCCUCCGCUUUGAUCCUAGCUGCACUGGUUUUUCUGGGAACCAUUCUGUUUCUACGUCUGCGAAUGGUCGUUCAAUUACUCCUGUUUCUGGGGUUAUUUUGAGAUCACGGCCAAACCAUUCAGCUGGUUCAGAGGCUAACUCUGCCGAUGCUGCUGGACGAGUGCUGCGACCUAGGAAACAAGAGAAAGAGAUGGGGCAAUCAAGGAAGAGACGCCAUUUUUACGAGUUAUUGUGCAAGGACUUGGAUGCUUACUGGGUUUUGAAUCGUAGGAUCCAGGUCUUUUGGCCUUUGGACAAGAGUUGGUAUUUUGGCCUUGUGAAUGAUUACGAUCCAGAAAAAAGUUUGCAUCAUGUCAAAUAUGAUGACCGUGACGAAGAAUGGAUUAACCUCAACAAUGAGAGAUUCAAGCUUUUAUUACUUCCCAGUGAAGUUCCUCGUAAAUCUGGUUCUAAAAAUUCGAAAGCAGGAGGCAAACAUGUUGACAAGAGACGUAUGGAGUCAGAGGUGGAUGACAGCGACCUGGACAGGUUUGUGGAUUCAGAGCCCAUUGUCUCAUGGUUGUCCCGUUUGACUCGUCAGUCGAAAUCUUCUUCAGUUGGUGGUACCAAGAAGAGAAGGAAAACCCUGUCUGCACCGAAGAACCAUGUGCGACGUGUAGUUUCUGAUGAUUCCAUCGCCACCCCAUCUGGUUGCUUGGUUGCAGAACCCUCUGGAAGUUAUUUAAAUCAACUAUCAGGUAAAACUGCAGGCCUGGAAAGAUCAAGUGAUGGUGAAACGGCUGAAAAAUCUAUAAUGGGUCACAUGGCUAGGUCAAAAGAAAGAAAUCUUCCUCUUGUUUAUGUCAGGAGGAGGUUCCGCGAUAAAGGAAAAAGAUUGGGCUGGGCAUCUAAGGAGAUUUCUUGUAGCAGAAGUGGCGUUGGAUCUGAUUCAUCUCUUGCGUCUUUUGCUGACAUUGAUACCAUUGAUUUACUGAAAGAAUACGAUAGUACGCACUUGUGGACUGGUUUGGAUCCUGACAUUGUAUAUUGGACUGGUGAGAAUCUUAGAUUGUUGAGAUUCGAUGUUCCUUCUGCGUGUUGGGGUAACAUGAGGUUGAAAUUAAGAAUGUCACUUCAGUGUGCCUCGGGUGUCAUGUCUGUAGGCAAGGAAGUUUUUAUGUGCCAGUUCUUGAUGCUGCUCCACCACGGUAUUUUGAUCACCUUGUGGCCUAGAGUUAGAUUGGAAAUGCUUUUUGUUGACAAUGUCGUUGGGUUGAGGUUUAUGUUGUUUGAAGGUUGCAUGUCGCAGGCAGUAUCUCUUAUAUGCUUAAUUAUGGCUAUAUUUCGUCAACCAAAUAGGUAUAGGAAGUUUGUAGAUCUUCAGUCGCCACUUACUUCAAUUAGGUUAAAACUUUCGAGCUUUCCGGAUUUGGCAAGGCAUCUUGCUUUUGUAUCCUAUAACUUCUUGGAGUUGGACAAUUCGAAGUGGCUGUACCUAGACGAAAAACUGAAGCAGUAUUGUUCAGUCAUAAAACAGCUACCUCUCUCUGAAUGCACGUUUGACAAUGUUAGGGUCAUCCAGAGCAGACCUGUCUCUUCUGAUACUGGUGUGCCAUUUACGAUGGAGGGUUCACACAGAAAGCCAACACGAGGAAUUAUGCACAUGGGGUUCUCCAAAGAGUUUGCUAAUGCCAGCAACAACACAGGGCUGUUAUUAUCUAGAUGUGAUGGCAAGCAUAGAAGUUUUCCUCCAUUUGUUCUCUCAUUUGCUGCUGCUCCUAGUUUCUUUGUUAGCCUGCAUCUCAAGUUGUUGAUGAAAAAAAGUGUUGCAUCUGUUAGCUUUCAGAAGUCAUUGGCUUUGGUAGAAGAUUCAGAGAGUCGUGGGAUAUUGAUGGCUCCUGAUGAUUCAUCUUCAUUCGAGGAACUUGCAGACCAGGAAAACCCUAAUGUGGAGAUUGAUGCUCUCUCCAUUAGCAAUACUGGUAUUGGGAUGGUGCUCUCUGAAGGUUGCCUAUUGGAUGAGCAUGAUGUUACUGAAACUAGUGUAGGUCCUCAUGACUCUGGCAAGAAUGAGAACUCUGAUGAUCGUUCUUCUCAGGAGAAGUCCGAAAGUGGCCACCUCUCUCAUUUAAGUAGUAUUAGAGUUCAGAUACCCGCAGAUAACCAGUUUGGUACACAGUCUUUGGACAGGGGAAGACAAAAUGCCCAACAGUCUACAUCCAAUUUGGUUUGGCACAUGAAUGAUUGCAAUAUUCGCAGCCCUAAUCCAACAGCACCUAGAAGUAGUUGGCAGCGUAGCAGACAUAACUCAGGCCCUUUGUCUUGUAGCCAUCGGUCAAAUAUGUGGCCAGAUGGAAGGACAGAUCCGACCCAUAAUGGCCUUGCUAACGGUUCUAAAAAACCUCGAAGUCAGAUUUCAUAUGUUGUACCGUUUGGAGGUCAUGAUCUCAGCUCAAAACCUCGAAGCCAUCUGCGCAGGGGGCGACCACACAAGAAAAUAAGGGAUGAAAAUGAGAAAGUCAUCUCCAGUGGUUCCAGAAGCCCUCAGAGACAGACAGAUUAUUUCUCAUGCAGUGCCAAUGUCUUGAUUACAGAGGCUGAUAGAGGGCGGAGAGAAUGUGGGUGCCUUGUUGUGCUAGAGUUUGUUGAUCGUAAGGAUUGGAAGCUCUUAGUAAAACUUUCAGGGGUGGUUAGGUAUUCGCACAAGCCUUGUCAAAUUUUGCAGGCUGGUUCAACAAACCGCCAUACACAUGCUAUGAUGUGGAAAGGAGGAAAAGAUUGGACUUUGGAGUUUCCUGACCGGAGCCAGUGGGCCUGUUUCAAGGAAAUGCACGAGGAAUGCUACAAUCGGAACAACAGGGCUGCUUUGGUUAAGAGCAUUCCUAUACCAGGGGUUCGCCUGCUUGAAGAGAGUGAUAUUGUUGCUGCAGGUGUACCAUUUGUUCGCACUUUGAAGUAUCAUAGGCAGCAAGAGUCUGACGCUGAGAUGGCUUUGAAUCCUACGCGUUUCAUGUAUGACAUGGAUACUGAUGAUGAGGAGUGGUUGUCAAGAUAUGAAAAUUCUUUGGAUGUGAGCGAAAAUAAUCGAUCAGAGAUUUCCGUGGACUUGUUCGAGAGGACGAUGGACAUAUUCGAGAGAGUUGCAUUUGCUGAAGAAAGUGAGGACUUUACACUUGACGAAAUAGACGAGAUCAUUGCUGACAUCGGACCAUUUGAUGCGAUUGAAGCCAUCUAUGAGCACUGGCAGCAGAAGAGGCAGAGGUCAAGAUGGCCUUUGAUCCGGCAGUUGCAGCCUCCAUUAUACGAAAGGUACCAGCAGCAAGUGAAAGAGUGGGAAGCGGCCAACCCUAACAUCUACACAAAUGGUGGCAACUUGCAUGGUGUCCCGGAGAAGCCAGCAAUGUUCGCUUUCUGCCUAAAACCAAGAGGGUUAGGCGUCACCAACAAGUUCUCUAAACAAAGGUCACAUAGGAAGCUCUCGGCUGGUGGAAACAACUACAUUUAUCCUAGAGAUCAGGAUGAGCUUCAUGUUCUUGGUAGAAAAUCUAACGGGUAUGAAGAGAGGGGUAUUCAUCUUGGCCAGAACUACGAUUAUUCAGAUGCUUCUCCUUGGCUUCAGACAUCCACGAGGACUAUGUCACCACGGGAUGCCAUUGGCAGUGGAAACCUAUCGAUGAGCAGUGACGGGUCUGAGAGGAGUCAUCAUCAGACUAUUCAUGGAAACAAAUCGAGAAAGAUGAGGACAUUGUUAUCUCCAAUGGAUUCUCAGAUGAUGACAAUGUCUUAUAACCAGAGAACAACAAAAAGAAAUGGAAUGUCUCAGUGGAAUAUGGGUUUAUCAGAAUGGCCUAAUAACCGAAGACAUUACUACAACCAGUCGGAUGGAUUUCCAAGGGUCAAAGUCGAACAAUUAGAUGAUUCUGAUGUUGAUGAGUUUAGGUUGCGAGAUGCAUCAGGGGCAGCAAAACAUGCAUCAAAUAUGGCUAAGCUAAAGCGUGAAAAAGCUCAGAGAUUACUUUAUAGGGCGGAUCGUGCAAUUCACAAGGCUUCUGUUGCUCUUAUGAUUGCUGAGGCAAUGAAAGCCUCAUCUGAGAAGGAAUCGACAGGCUACGAUGAAUAGAAGAUUUUAACAGAUUGCUUAGAUGAUCACAUGACAUAAGAUUCAGCAAAAGCUACUUCAGGUAGUAGUAGGACAAUUUCGCGCCAAGAUAUUUUUGCGUAUGUAUAGAUUUGGCACAUUGUUCUAGCUGAUAUUUAGGUCUGCAGUUGGAGAGAAAAAGAAGAUAUCCUUGGCUGACCUGCAGCAAAAGAAGGCCUACGGGUUUUCUCCUUUAGAUGGAGGGGAAGCAUUUGAUGCUCCCAGAGAAAGCAUGUGUAGAAUUUUGGUUUCUCAUCUUUGUACAGAAUUUUUAGCCAGUUUUAUCCCGCGUCUAUCAAUUGAAUCCACUUACAAAGUGUGCCACUGACGAAGCAUUUACUCUGAAUGGUUGAAUACACCUGAGAUUUCAAACAAAAUAUUCCUUGUCCCCAGAACCCUGAUGAUGGUUUGUACUGAAUGCUCGUUUCUGUUUUGAGAUGUUAUGCAAGUAUUAUCUGUGAAACAUCUUAACAUGUGUAGAACCUUAAAUCUUUUUAUCCCUCGU